Messenger RNA from Chlamydomonas reinhardtii, 2779 nucleotides. RefSeq lists its product as uncharacterized. The record is from RefSeq and is a predicted model, not a curated record. Bases 196 to 2403 code for a protein of 735 amino acids. Gene Ontology annotation, molecular function: arabinosyltransferase activity. Lineage: Eukaryota; Viridiplantae; Chlorophyta; Chlorophyceae; Chlamydomonadales; Chlamydomonadaceae. Gene Ontology annotation, biological process: cell wall pectin biosynthetic process. The transcript is spliced from 17 exons. Gene Ontology annotation, cellular component: Golgi apparatus.
AACUGAAGACUGGCUCGAACCUUACCUGGGGGGCGAGUCUUGAUUUGCGAAGUUUGCGCAAGAAUGUUGUGAUCGUCGAGUUUUCUUUCUAAAGACGUCAGUUCGCGCGCUAGCAGGCGCCAGGGGCUCAGCGCUACAUUUACAUCAAACCAUAAGAGACUAGAGCAUCGGUGGAACCACCGGAGGUAGCACAACAUGCUUCAGAAUGCCGCUGCCGCGGCUGAGCGGGCCGUCCCUGUUCCCGUUAGCACCCGCACAGAUAAGCUGAUGGCUCGUAUUGCGCUUGUGAUCGUGACUGGUGGUAUUCUCUACGGCGCGUACGCGCUGGGUGGCCCUCUUUGGUGGAAGUUCUACGCGACGGUGGUGCAUCCCUACGAGGACAGCGUGAAGGGAACACAAUCUGUCGUUGGCUCAUCGGGCAAGCCCGUUGCCUCAACAACGGUGGCUAGCACAAAGACGGUGGACCCGGUAGCAACCGUGUCGCCGCCACCACCACCAAAAGAAAAGCCGCCGUUUAACCCUGAUGACUACCCCCUCACCAAGGAGCGCGUGACGCCGCUGCUGCAGGACGGGCUAAUCAUGAUCACGUGGGCUAACCACCAUUACCUGGAUUUUGCCAAGACCUGGGUGCACAACCUGCAGAAGUCGGGCGUGAAGGGCUACAUGGUGGGCGCCAUGGACGAUGACAUGCUGAAGGAGCUGGUGGACCUGGAUAUCCCCGCCUGGCGCAUGAACACCGGCAUCACCAAGAAGGACCUGGGCUGGGGCAGCACCAACUUCCACCUCAUGGGCAGGUUCAAGAUUAAGCUUAUCCGUGACGUGCUGGCGCUGGAGGUGUCGGUGGUGGUGUCGGACAUUGACACGGCCUGGGUGAAGAACCCCAUCCCCUACUUCCACCGCUACCCGGAGGCCGACAUCCUCACCUCCUCAGACCAGCUGGGGCCCACCGUCAAUGAUGACAGCCUGGAGAACUUCCCGGCCGCCGGCAGCGCCUUCAACAUUGGCAUCAUGCUGUUCAGGCCCACCAGCAAGGCGUUCCUGGACGACUGGGUCAAGUCGCUGGAUGACCCCAAGAUGUGGGACCAGACCGCAUUUAACGACCUGGCGCGCAAGGGCCACAGCUCUUCGGAGCCGCCCAAGAACCUGUGGAAGGGCUACGACGGCAAGCUGACUGUGGGCGUGCUGCCCUGCGCACUGUUCGCCAGCGGCCACACCUUCUUUGUGCAGCGCAAGUACGCGGAGCUGGGCCUGGAGCCGUACGUGGCCCACGCCACCUUCCAGUACAGCGGCACUCCGGGCAAGCGGCACCGCUUCCGCGAGUUCAUGCUGUUUGAGGACCCGCCCGAGUACUACAACCACGAGAACGGCUUUGUCACCAUCGACAUGGACAUUCCCCAGGCGCUGCUGGACGCGGCCGCCAAGCCGGUGGUGGGCUCCAUGAGCGCCGACAAGCUGUACGACCACUUCGCGCUGGUGCACCACCAGCUGCUCAGGCUGCGCUCCGCCAUUGGUGUGGCGCUGACCCUGGGCCGCGUCAUCGUGCUGCCGCCCAUUUGGUGCCAGCUGGACAAGUACUGGGCGCCGCUGUACGACGGCAACAUCCCGGGCAGCCACUGGAAGAAGCCGUUCAUCUGCCCGGCCGACCACGUGCUGGACCUGGAGGGCGGCUGGCACAACACCCGCCCCGAGUUCGGCGCGCACCUGCACUACCGCGAGUACUCCUUCUUCAACAACCCUAGGAUGAGCAAGGCUGUGAACGAGAGCCGCGUGACUGUUGAGAUCUGUGCACCGCCUGACGCGACGGGAUGCGAGGAGGGCGCUGGACCUGCGGUAGUUAAGGACGGCGUCGUGAAGCUGAUGCCGAACCUGAAGAGCGCCGCGGUGGCCAAGGCGCUGGAGGCCGUCCAGGACAAGAAGAUCAUUGUCCUCAAGAACGCAAAGGACGCGUUCAGUGGCUUCAGCGACCCCGAGGAGCAGGCCCGCUACGAGAACCGGCUCAAGCACUACACGUCCGUGUUCUGCUGCCUGGAUAAGAACCCCGGCUGGAUCUGGUACGACUUCUUCGCGGACCGGCCCCACGCCGACCGCUUCCAGCGCAAGUUCACCACCUGGGUGCCCAAGCACGGCGACAGCGACAGCGACGUGGCGGGCUACAAGGUGCCCGGCCGCCACCUGCUGGCCUCCGCCUCCGGCUCCGCCGAGGGCGUGGAGCAGCUGGACGACGUGGCGGCGGGCGGGGCCGUGUGGAGCCGCGACCAGGACCUGGAGCUGCAGGCGCGCGCGCAGCCGCAGAGCGCGGGCCUGGGCCUGCCGCGCCGGUUGCAAAGUGAGGAGUCGGAGCAGCUGCAGGAGGUGCGCUACCUCACCUCGGUGGAGAUGGAUGCCAUGUUCUCGGCGCCCUGAGCACCGCUCGCUCGUCGACGUGACAUUCGGAUGCAUGUGUUUUAGGAGUUAGGACGUUUGCUGUGAGCACUACCGCUGGCAGAAUUGCUGUGAAGACCAUAGGCAGGAGGUGGUGCACACUGAAAGAAUGGAUGCGGUUUAAGCGCUUUCGGUAAGGCGACAUAUUAUGCAGUAGGGAGUUGAAGUGACCUGCCUGGGAGUUCAAGUGGCCUACCUGCUAAGCCUACAACAACGCUGUGGCUGAAGUAUGAUGUAUAAUAGGGUAUGCGCGCGCACUGCGCAGGGAUGAGGGCUCCUACGUAUGUGACGUUGCCCGUGCGGGUACUACCGUACUACUUUGGCCCGUGGCGGUCAACAUGUUAACACAACUGCAACU